Molecule: messenger RNA, 499 nt
Organism: Stegostoma tigrinum
Lineage: Eukaryota; Metazoa; Chordata; Chondrichthyes; Orectolobiformes; Stegostomatidae
Product: utrophin-like
Exons: 4
Coding region: 119-499 (126 amino acids)
Biological process (GO): synaptic signaling
Cellular component (GO): plasma membrane
Source: RefSeq, a predicted model, not a curated record
GCAACACAUUCACAAGGGAAAAAAGCCUUGAAAGUGCCGUUAAUUUUUUGCAUGACGAGCUGCUGAAUACGAACCAGUCUCACACCAUUGCCAUCACCUUGCCCUUGUGAAGGCAGAUAUGGAUAAAGUUUUCAAAGCUGAUAGAAAAUUGAAAGCACUCACAUCCUGUGACGAUGAACCUACCCUGGAAGAGAGAGCCCAGAGAAUUGCCAAAGCUGUCCGCAAACAGUCAAUAGAAGUGAAGGAAAAUUGGGAGCAAUUGAAAACCCGUGCGAGCAACUGGCAGAAACAGGUGGAAAAGGCGUUGGAGAAACUUCAAGAACUGCAGAAAGCUCUGGAUGAUCUUGAGGCUCAUGUGAUAACAGCUGAGGGGGUCCACACUGAUCAGCAACCUGUGGGUGACCUGCUUAUUGACUCAUUGCAGGGUCACAUUGAUAAAACCACAACCUCUUCAAACAAGGAGCUGAACCCACAGAAUUAUGUGACCAACAAAGCCUGA